AGCAAACGCACGCGCAGCGCAGUCGAGAAGAGAAAGAAAUAAACGAAAAAAAGAAACAAAACAAAACCUACAGCUACAGCUACGUACGAAAGAAUUUGGAAUCUACUUGCUACGCGCUCCCACAAAAUUUGUAUAUCGCGCUGAGCUGAUAAGUAAACGCGUAAGAAAUCUGCUGGCGGCGACAGCGACAGCGGCGGCAGUGAGGCCAAAACAAUGGCAAUAACGGGCGCGUAAUUAACAGAGCCCAAACACACACAGCGACAAGUGAAUGAAAAUAGCGCAAAAAAACGACAACAAAAACAAAGUACACACUGGUGCUGUUGAAAAUUUCAGUGAAGAAGCAACCACUUGGCCAAUUCCCAGGCAGUGUCUCUCUCAGUUGCUGCUAUGCAACUGCUGCUCACAGCUGCUGCUAAUAGUACAUGUAUGUGUGUGUGUGUGUGCGUACGGAAAUGGCAAACAUGUUGUGAUGCAAAGUGAACGUGAACGUUUCAAGCGGGUUCAAGUGUAAAAAAUUCAUCAAAAAAGCGAACUAACUAAAACUAUUGCAACAUGGCCAGCAACAGCAGCCCCGAGAACAGUCCUACCCAACAGCAGCAGCUGAAUAACAGCGUGGAUAGCGGCAUUGCUGUCCUCGAUGUGGACACACAUGCGUUGAAGCUGCGUCAGCGACUGCAGCAAUGCCAGCGCAUAUUGCAGCUGCUGCAGCGCGAUCAGAGCUCUUAUCAGUUGCUGCGUGAGAGACUCAGCAAAAUCGUCGAUAAGAAGCAGCAAAAGUCGAAGCAAGUGGAAGCAGCAGAGUCGCUGCAUAGCUGCAAUGUCUGCUGUGCGGAGCUGGAUCUAAGCAGUGGCAAGAAUUACAUCACGUGUGGCACGUGUGGCAAGUUUGUGUGCCGCAACAUUAAGUGCGCCGCCUGGCGACCACAGCCAGCGCUCUGGGAGUGCGAGUUGUGCCAGAGCUCGAAGCAGUCGCUCGCCCACACCUCCUCCUGGGUGGCCGAGCAAAUGUCCUUCAAUCAGCACAAGUUUGUGUAUCCUCUGCGCGCACGCAGCGAAGUCUACAUACCCAUCAUAGGCGACAGCUCCAUGAACUUUGAGAGCGUCAGUCAGGUGGGCGCACAGAGCAUGAGCGUUGAUGAGCGCAGUCGCAUACGCGAAUAUGUUGAGGAAAUUGUUGCUGACAUACUGGGCAGCAAUCUGGAUCACAUCAAAGUGGGACAAUUAUCCAAAAGCGAGAACUAUCUGCAGUUAUUCGAUAAAUAUCAUGCGAAAUUAAGCAACCAGCUGAUCAAUCUGGAGAAUGCUUUGAGCGCUCGCGCGUUCAAGGAAGAUUUGCCAGCCAUUGUCAACGCCAACAAUAACAAUAACAACAUUAACAAUAACAACAACAACAGCAGCAGCACUGAGCUGGCUGAGACGCGCCUGCGCAGUCUAAUUGAGAGCAUCAUAGCGGAAACGCUGCGCUGCUCCAGCGCCUUGAGUGCCAGCGCUGCCGUCUCGGAGAUUAGUCUGGAUACGCGUGCUCAAGGCGAAGUGACACUGGCCAAGCGCCGCCAUCGCACCGAGCACUACUUUGAGCCACAAAUCUACCAGGAGCUGCUGGCCACAGCGGUGCUGAACAAGCUAGCGGAUAAGGAAGGCAAUAGCAGACUUAUAGCCGAAAGCACACCGGACUUGAGUGCUCACAACAUUGAUGAGAAUUACAAUGCCGAAGCGUUGAGCACUACGUCCGGCAGUUCCAUUGAACCACGCAGUGAUUGCAGCCUGACGGAUCAUGAGCUGCAACUUAAUUCCAAGCAGGAUGCCUUGCAUGAGAAUCUGCAGCCUGAUCUGGAGCGUGAGUCGGUCUUGAGUGACUAUAUAGCUGCUCACAUGGUGCCACUGCCAGACUUUUCAGCUUCCGUCACCGAAUCUGAGGAUGAAAUCAUGUCUAUGACCUCCAGCAUGAUGGGUGAAGGCACUUGGGAAGAUAAUUGGCUUUUCAAGAAGAAACGCAGCUCGGCCACGCCCAGCAGCAUUGGCAUGCUGGUGCCAGCGCCCAAGGAGCAUGUGCGCGCUCAAAUUGGCGACAGAACUGCCGAUGAGGUUAGCGAUCUGUCCGAAAUGGGCUCCGACGCCGAGGAGUCCUCGCUGGACAUGCUGCGCUGCAAUGAGCUCAACGAUCGCCUGUUGAGCAAGCACCUGAUUGGUGGACAGAAUACAAAACUUGUGCUCGACGAGCUGUUGGACAACAGCAGCCUAAACUCAAACACCCUACCUGGGGAGGGUGAGCCAGCUUAUGCUGAGACCAGCAACACGCUCGUCACACAGCCCACAGCAGCACUGACUAUAGAAACUGCAGCAGGCACAGAUUUUGGUGCACCACCGCCUCCCAUGAUUUUCCAAGAUGAAAAUGAAGAAAACGUUGAGCCCGUGCAGAAUCUAAUUGCAGAUCAAUUAAGUGCAGCCCAUAGGCAGAGCACUGAGAGCACACCGUCAACCUCGGAAGAGUUUUUCGGCAACGGUGAAGCAAGCGCGGCACAGGAGUUCAUUAGUUACAGCAGUAUGCAAAUGGCAGAGCGCCUGUCUAGUAGUACUAACUGUGAAAUAACAAAUACUAAAACAAACAGCCUUAAUACUGAUACUAACAAAGCACGUACUCUAAGACCCAAUGGUAAACUAACAAAUGGUUCAUUAAAAUGGUGCAACAAGUCGUUGAAUGACCUAGAGAAUGGCCAUAAUCUUGAAGUUGUUGAUGUUGAUGUUAAUGUUGAUGUUGAUGAUGCUGAGGAUGAUGUUGUCCUUUUACGACGUUUCGUGCCAGGUUCCAUAGCGGAGCGUGAGGUUAAGAAGUGGUACAAUGCUGUGGAAAUGCCCAACAAUCCAUAUGCGCCAGAGGCACUGAAGCAACGCAUUAGCGGCACACAGGAGCGCCUUAUGGACGUGCCCAACAUCAGUCCCAGUGCUGAGCAAAAGACCUUGGAGCUGCUGACCAAUGCUGGCAAGGAUGAGCCGGUUAGCCGUGUAGACGACUGCAAGCGCUACAGUCGUGACUAUUACAUCAACAGCACAGCAGCUAGCAAAUCCUCGCCCAGCAACAGCAGUAGGGACAGACACUCAGACUCCCCACAGGCCGAUCAGACCGAUGAGGACAUUGUCAUCAAUGAGGCAAACGCACCUGCAAAUGUUUUCAAAGCUGUGCCCGCUCAGGUGCUGGAUGAGAGCCACAGCAGCAUGGACACACAGUCGACGCCUUCGAUACAGUCACAAGCAACAACUAGCGAUGAUUCCGAUACGGUGCGUGUCUAUGAUUGCAAAAAUCAGCAGACAAAAAUAAUUAGGCCGGGGCCGGAACUUGAGCCUGAAGCUGAAACUGAACUCAGCUCCGGCAGCACGCCGUCUAUGGAGUCUGCGCAAAGUGAGCCCUCGCCCUCAAUCUGCUUGGACAACUCGCGUAAACGUGAGCGUCCUGUAGUAUUGCAGUUUGGUCCUGCAGACGCAGUGCCUACUGUUAGCUCCUCGCCUACAAUGACGCCCACGCGUGGCUCCACACCGCCUGCUUUCAGAUUUCUGCAGCCCAAGCGACGACUCAUAGAACCCAGUCAGGUCUUAUCUAUAGAUGAAGAUGAAGUGCCGCAAGAGCCCAGCACGCCGACUGAGAAGCAGCCAGCGAUUGAGAAGGAAGUUGCGCAUGCUAUGCCCUCGGUCAAGGCGCUGGCCAAGGCUUUCAUGCUGACCAACAAGCAUAUGCAGGCUGAAAGACGACUGCGUGCCAAGCAUGUCACACUGAUGGCACCUGACGAAGCUCCUCGUACUCCAAGUCCCACGCAGUCACGACGCCAAAUGCUGCAGCAUGCCGUCUCCAUGGCUGAGGUGGCCGAUGAAUCAACCAUAGCCUCUGAUUUAUCCUCGCUGGAAACCGAUCCCUCCUCGAACUCAGCAAGCUCCAGCAUACCCAUUGCCUCACCAGCAAGUCCAGUGCCUGUGCGUCGUGGUUUUCUACGUAGCAAUAUUGCUUUCUUUGAGAACUUAAAGUUUAAGUAAAUAUGUCGACUACGCUUUUAACAAAAGUUUCCAAUUGUUGUUUAUACCUUAAGCGGUAUACAAUACAAAUACAAUAGGGGAACCUACAAUGCUCACCAAAAUUAUAAACAAGUGCCAUGGUCGCCAUUUUAACCGAACAGAACAGUAUAUGCUAAUGAUAAACCAAGUACUUAAUUAUACUACAUGUAUAUAUAAUUACAAUUCUAUUUAUUACAAUAAAUAUC
This is a messenger RNA of Drosophila busckii, 4247 nucleotides long. RefSeq lists its product as uncharacterized. The transcript has 17 exons. Lineage: Eukaryota; Metazoa; Arthropoda; Insecta; Diptera; Drosophilidae. The record is from RefSeq and is a predicted model, not a curated record. Bases 553 to 4023 code for a protein of 1156 amino acids.